Strigops habroptila (Kakapo) is the source of this 1422-nucleotide messenger RNA. RefSeq names its product NACHT and WD repeat domain containing 1 (gene NWD1). The record is from RefSeq and is a predicted model, not a curated record. NCBI's taxonomy places the organism in Eukaryota, Metazoa, Chordata, Aves, Psittaciformes, Psittacidae. Gene Ontology annotation, molecular function: protein binding.
AUGGGGAGGCUCUGCCAGCAGUGCCUGAGCUGGUGCAGUGUCUGUCCCCAUCCUGUUCUCAUCCCACUGUGUGGAUUUCUCCAACCACCUGGUGGGGCCCUACACACAACGCUCAUGGGGUUCCUCAAAGCUGAGGUGCGGUGUGUGAAAGUGUUUGGAAAAGGAACCUGUGCUGUUUCAGCUGCCAUGGAUCACAGUCUGCACACCUGAAAUUAGAUUUCUGGCAGAGAGAGUCAGUGCUUGGCACCUGGAAACAGCAGAACUCAUCUUCCAGAUGAGUUCUUCCAGAUGAGACCUUCCAGACACAUGACUGUGUCUGAAGGAGGAACACUGAGUCCGUGGAACAGCAACACUGGUGAGCUAGGUUUACUGAGCCAGACAACAGAUUUGAUCUCUUCUGAUGGAAACAGUCUGCUUGAGAAGCUUCCUGGAAGGGUUUGCUUUGUGAUGGUGUCAGAAAAUGAGUCCAUUCUUGCUGCAGUGUACCUGGCAGACCCAAUGGGAUUCCACAGGCUCCUGGAGGCAGAUUUGGAACAUGAAGGAGUGGUUCACACAGUGAUCUCUGCAGGCAACAGCAUCGCUGUUACUGGUUCCCAGUCUGCAUCUAUCCAGGUGCAGAGUUUAUCAGACCAGGGGUUGCUACUGGAUGGCACGGGAGCACCAGUAACAUUCUUGGCCCUGUGCAACUGCACUUUGGUUUCUGCCUCUCACAGUGCACUGCACCUUGGAGUGUGGAACCUCUUUGACCAUCAUCAGCAGAAAAACUGGCAGGAACUACGUGAAGUGUGCGACACACUGGACACCUCUGCCCAAGUGAGAUGCCUGAAAAUAGCUGAGCAAAACCAGCUGCUUUUCACUGAGUUUAUAUCUGGAACAGUUCUUGUCUUUCCACUGAACUCCAGGCAGGACACCGCAUGGAUCCCACCUCCAGAGUGGCCGAAACCAGUCAAGGACAUAGCAAUAAACAAGCCGGAAACACAGCUUGCCAUAGCAUACGAUGAUUUAGUCCUCAUGCUGGAUAUUAGCCCUGCAGAUCCAUGCCCGGUGAUCGACAUCUACACCCUUAAAACUGAGAUCCCUGGCACUAGGAUUUCCAGUGCUAUCCUUGCAGAUUACAGAGUCCUCUAUGGCACAACUAGCGAGGACUUAUUCCUUUAUGACUGCCCUCGGGCCCAAGUGUUUCCUUUGGAAGGUCACAGAAGCCAGAUCUCCUCUUUGGAAAGCAGCCACAGAGAGCAGCAGGCACUCAGUGGAUGCGAAGAUUUCCUCCAGUGUCUCUGGGACUUGGAGUUCUGUCAGCAGGAACACAAGAUGUGCUAUUCUAAGCCCACAGCUCUUCUGAAAGGCAUUUGCUGUGCUUGCUUCUCAAAAGAUGGUAAGUAUUUGUACACUGGAUUGCAGGAUCAGUCCAUUACAGUCUGA